GCAACGGUCAGAGCUGGGACGUGAAUAUGAGGUUGCCCUUUUCCUAACAUGCAGUAGUAUUCAGUAGAAUAUUCAGCAGCCAGUCCAACUGUCAAGGCGGAUUCAAGAAGAGGAGAUGAAAACCUCCUGGAACUGUGUGUUCGUGUUUUAUUCUCACCAUCUCUUUGUGUGGAUUUAUUCGUUUCCACUCUUAAUGCUUGGCACUGAGAGGUGUUAUCUCUAGCACUGAGCUCAGCUUUUAAAAGGAAAUUGCAAGACUCUCUGCCUGUCAGCCUCUGAUGAUUCUCUGAUUUAUUGAUAAAGCGAGGGGGGGACACCCAGAUGAAUCGAGGAAGAACUUGCAGAGGGGGAUUUAUACAAGCUCUGCUAUUUUUGGACUUUGGUUUGCAAAAGAUUUUGUUUUUUCUUUAAUUUGUUGCUUCAUGCUCGACCUGUGUUUUAUGUGUCUUAAGUCCGCAGUGAUUGCACAUUUGUUUCUCAAACCAGCGGAGGCACAGAUGCUGUGAUGUUUUGCUUGUAUUUGGAUUUCCUUUGAGAGGAUUUUGUUUUCUUCUGAUCCGCCAUCCCACCCUUCUGCCCCCUUUUUUUAGUGAACAUUGUGAGCUGGUCAGUCACUUCAGCGACUGGGCAGUGAUCUCUAGCGGAGGCACACUGUGUGUGAGGCUGAUUCCAGAGUAGUUGCCUGCUACAGACUGAACUAUCUCACGCUCUGUAGAGGACCCACAGACUUUCCACCUCUGGGAGUUUGCCCUGCCUGAUUUAGCCAGAAGAGAGUUUUGAUCAAGAGUAUCUGAAUUGGGACAGCCGGCCGAAAGCCAGGAUGCAGGUCUCGUUAGUGUGCACGGACCACCGUGGGGGUGUGAGCCGCAACACUGAAGACAGGCUAAACCGACAGAACGCCAACAGCCCGAACACAGGCACUCGCAGCAAGUUCAGAGCGGUGGCGAUGGUGGCUCGCAGUCUGGGACAGCUCUCUGUUCAGAGUGUGCCGUCUUCCAGCGAGCAAAGCAUGAGGACUGGCAUGAAGUAUAGGAACCUUGGGAAGUCGGGCCUGCGGGUGUCCUGCCUUGGAUUAGGAACAUGGGUGACGUUCGGCGGACAGAUAACAGAUGAGAUGGCAGAGCAGCUGAUGACUCUGGCCUAUGAAAAUGGCAUCAAUCUGUUUGACACAGCGGAGGUCUACGCUGCUGGAAAGGCAGAGGUGGUGCUCGGAAACAUCAUAAAGAAGAAAGGAUGGAGACGCUCAAGUCUGGUGAUAACAACAAAGAUCUUCUGGGGUGGAAAAGCGGAGACUGAAAGAGGUUUAUCCCGAAAACACAUUAUAGAAGGUUUAAAGGCCUCUCUAGAAAGACUGCAGUUAGAAUAUGUGGAUGUGGUUUUUGCGAACAGACCAGACCCUAAUACACCAAUGGAAGAAACGGUUCGAGCAAUGACCCAUGUGAUAAACCAAGGCAUGGCCAUGUACUGGGGGACAUCCCGCUGGAGCCCAAUGGAGAUAAUGGAAGCGUAUUCUGUGGCACGACAAUUCAACCAGAUUCCUCCCAUUUGUGAGCAGGCUGAGUACCACAUGUUCCAGAGAGAGAAGGUGGAGGUGCAGCUACCUGAGCUCUUCCAUAAGAUAGGUGUGGGGGCCAUGACGUGGUCACCACUGGCCUGUGGGAUCAUCUCAGGGAAAUAUGACGGCAGGGUGCCCCCCUACUCUCGGGCUUCUCUGAAGGGUUACCAGUGGUUGAAGGACAAGAUCUUGAGCGAGGAGGGCCGGCGUCAGCAGGCGAAGUUGAAAGAGCUGCAGGCAAUCGCGGAGCGGCUGGGCUGCACUCUGCCCCAACUCGCCAUCGCGUGGUGCCUACGGAACGAGGGGGUGAGCUCUGUCCUUUUAGGGGCGUCCAACACCGACCAGCUGAUGGAGAACAUAGGAGCAAUACAGGUUCUUCCAAAGUUGUCGUCGUCCAUCACACAUGAGGUGGACAGCAUCCUGGGGAACAAGCCGUACAGUAAAAAGGACUACCGCUCCUAACGGGCAGCACGGCCCCGCCCGGCAGGGCUGCACCCGGGCUGCAGCCGCAGCGCCCCACCUUUGCCUGAUCCUCUGUUUGCUUGAGCUUUUACUGAGUGAGACCCUGGCGCAUGAGUCUGGCCACACCAAGGCCACCCAGGGCACCUCAUUUAGAGUCACGGGGAUAAGAUAAGAAAAAGGGGGGGAAAAAAUAGAGUCACCUCCACGGGAAAAAGGAAGGGAAUGACAAAGAAAGACAAAAGUGGAAGAGAGGUUUAGGGAUAUGCGCUCAUACUUAAAUCAGUUAUACAUUCAAUUCAGCUGAACGUAUUUUAAGAACCGUAGACAAAAAUAUCUUUUUAAAAAAAUUAAAAAAUAAGCACACGCUUGCUUGGCAGCCAGAUAUUUUUUUUUCUUUCUUUCUUCUUUUUUUUUUUUUCUAAAACUGAAUGCAACUAAAAGGAAGAAUAAGUUCAUACUGUAUGAAUAUAUGAGAACUACUCUGUUGCACAUGUACCAUAGCCAUGCAUUUGUUCCUUGGACGUUCUGUUUACAAACACGUGUGUACUGUACUGAGUCCGUCAAGGUUUCUCUGAAAAGCUGUUUGUGUUGUCGACAUUAUCAGUGUAGGAGCCUCUCGCGGGCUUUAACAAUCAGCACUUUAGUAUUGUCAGUGGGUGUUGGAGGGUAGUUUAAAGGAGGGGGGAGGAUGGGUAUUACAAUAGUCUUAUCUCACAGCCAUUGCACUAUAGAAUCAUAUCUCCUCCUGAUAACUCCCUCUCCUCAUUCUCCCUCCUUGUCUUCACUGGCGCUGCGUUUUAUCCGGCCCGAUGCUCCGACCCUGCCGCUGUCUGGGCGAUGAGGGCGGAGGCGCUCCCUCCUCCUCGUCUGCCUCGAAGCGUCCUGGUCAGGAGCCGACGUGUCAGGGCAACUCGUCUGCCACUGAAGAGAUUAGCUUUCAUCCCUAAUGGUCGGAGCUGUUAAAUCCAAACGCAGAGUCACUGUGUUCAGGAAGUGAUCCCAUCAGUGCUGGCUCCACGCCUCGUGGAAAGCUCCUCCUUGAUCGAGUUCUGUUCAAGUGUUUUGCCUUAUUUACAGUUGCAUCAGACUGUGCUGUGGGCGUUCAGCGUAGAUGAGCAGCUCGACAGCUGCCUCCAUCUUGUGCCCAGUGUACACGGGAACGCUGACUGGUUGGUGCUGGCAAGUGACAUUUGUUGUGAGGAAAGAAGAGGCGGUGUGUGUGGUGGUGUGUGUGCGUGUGUGCGUGCGUUUGUGUGUCCAGUAAAUCAGUGAGUGGCAGCAGCUCAGGGAACAGAGUAGGUGGUUUUUAGUCGUGCGUUGGCGUGCACGUGGUCAGGAGGUUGUAUUUACUUGUCGUCUUUCGUUCAUGUGUGGACACUGGGGAGGACCAGUGACAUUUCAGCGUGGCUCGAGCCAAAGAUCUCCUUCUCCUUCUUCUUCUUCAUCUUCUUCUUCUUCUUCUUCAUCUCUCUAUGCCAACACAGUUUCACUCUCACUUCCUGCAAGAUUAUAGAACUCAUCUUGAAGCAUGUGCUGUCCAGCUUGUUAUCUAUCUAUGGUAUGGACUCUACUCCAUAUAUAUCUUUACUUGACAAAGCUGUUAUACUCGUUAAACAAAUAAAGUCCUUCAUAUACAGAAUGCAUAGUACAGCUACUUGCUUUAGGAUCGGUAAGGUUUGUCUCAGGUGGCAUACGGACCUGAGACCUGAGUCAGAAGUAUUAAUCGCAAAAAAAAAGAAAAGAAAAUUUGAAGCCGCCCUAUAUCAUUCUCUCUCCUGUCGGGUGCUCUCUUGCUGUGAUUUAAGCACAAGUGGAUAGCAUGUGACACAUCCUGGAAGCAUGGACCCUCCUCACCCAGCCUACAGGGACGAGCAAGGUGACGCCGCUCCGCUUAUUAACACGUGUAGAUAACAAAUUUUUACUAACAGCUGAUAAACUAUUGAUUCUCAGCAAGAGAGAAAAAAAAAGAAACACAGUACAGAUGAAUAAAACCGUCAUAUUAGUGCGAGUGAUGGCGUGAAUGAGAGUGGAGGGGAUAAUCAAAGUGAACGUUGCAGUGAGGGAUUUGUGCAGAUGAGGUUUACAGUCUGCCUCGUUAACUCCUCCUAAGUGAGUUUUAACAACGGCAAAAAUGAUUUAACGUCUCUGCUGUUGAUCCUGUUCGUGUGUGUGUGUGCGUGUGUGUGUUGUGGGGGUGGGUGAUUAAACUAAUAAUCCCUUGCUUUAGCCUGUUGUAUAAAUUGAUCCCUGUAUACGUUUGAUUUGCUGUGUCUGAGUGAAUAAAACUGGCGCGAGCCGAUGUUUUUUUCAGAAAAAAAAAUAAUAAUAAGAUAAGCGAUGACCAUUUA
Molecule: messenger RNA, 4365 nt
Organism: Acanthopagrus latus (yellowfin seabream)
Lineage: Eukaryota; Metazoa; Chordata; Actinopteri; Spariformes; Sparidae
Gene: kcnab2a
Product: potassium voltage-gated channel, shaker-related subfamily, beta member 2 a
Exons: 14
Coding region: 821-2017 (398 amino acids)
Biological process (GO): potassium ion transport; regulation of action potential; regulation of potassium ion transmembrane transport
Cellular component (GO): voltage-gated potassium channel complex; extrinsic component of cytoplasmic side of plasma membrane; cytoplasm
Molecular function (GO): transmembrane transporter binding; potassium channel regulator activity; voltage-gated potassium channel activity
Source: RefSeq, a predicted model, not a curated record